Molecule: messenger RNA, 2388 nt
Organism: Eutrema salsugineum
Lineage: Eukaryota; Viridiplantae; Streptophyta; Magnoliopsida; Brassicales; Brassicaceae
Product: transcription initiation factor TFIID subunit 12b
Exons: 9
Coding region: 70-2076 (668 amino acids)
Biological process (GO): DNA-templated transcription initiation; RNA polymerase II preinitiation complex assembly
Cellular component (GO): SLIK (SAGA-like) complex; SAGA complex; transcription factor TFIID complex
Molecular function (GO): protein heterodimerization activity; DNA binding; TBP-class protein binding
Source: RefSeq, a predicted model, not a curated record
CGGAUUCAUGAGAGAAAAUCGACAAAACCCCUCAACCAAACGCACCUUCACACCUGGUUUUUUCUUCUAAUGGCGGAAGCUAUUCCUCCAUCGUCUUUGUCACCGAAACCUCUACAAUCUCCUAAUCCCAUGGAACCUUCCCCUCCAUCGUCUGCACCUCCACCGUCGUCAUCGCAACAACACAUGACACCUCCGAUUCCCAAUUCCGUCAAUUCGGCGGCGUCUCCGGCGAUGGCGGUGACGACAACCGAAGGUGUAAUUCAGAACACUAGUACCAAUUCGCAACCUAACAUCAACCCGAGUCCGAUUCCACCCGUCGGAGCUCAGAUCCCGUCGUCUUCUUCGUUGGAUCAGCAAACACAGAGUCAGCAACUCGGCCAGACUCAGCAAUUGCAGCAACAGCAACAGCAAAAUCAGCAAUUGCCUCAACAACAACAACAGCAACAACAGAUUAUGCAGCAGCAAAUCUCUUCGUCUUCGAUUCCGCAAUUAUCCCAGCAACAGCAGCAGAUUCUUCAGCAGCAGCAGCAACAGCAUAUGAGUCCGCAGCAAAUCCCAAUUUCGAAUUACCAGAUAGCUCAAUCUCUCCAGCGAUCCCCUUCUGUUUCUCGCCUUAACCAAAUUCAGCAGCAGCAGCAGCAACAUCAGGGGCAAUACGGCAACGUUUUGAGGCAGCAAGCUGGGCUGUACGGGACGAUGAACUUUGGUGGCUCAGGUUCUGUUCAACAGAGUCAGCAGAUGGGUAACCCUAAUAUGUCGAGGGCAGCUUUGGUUGGCCAAAGUGGUCACUUGCCAAUGCUUAACGGUGCUGCUGGAGCUGCACAGAUGAACAUUCAACCUCAAUUAUUGGCAGCUUCGCCGAGGCAGAAAACGGGGCUGGUUCAAGGUUCGCAAUUUCAUCAAGGAAGUUCUGGACAACAGUUACAGGGGAUGCAAGCAAUGGGAAUGAUGAACCUGACCUCGCAAAUGAGAGGUAAUCCUGCUCUCUAUGCUCAGCAGCGAAUCAACCCAGGGCAGAUGAGACAGCAAUUGUCACAGCAAAACGCUCUUACUUCGCCUCAGGUCCAGAACCUCCAGAGAACAUCUUCUCUCGCAUUCAUGAAUCCUCAGCUAUCGGGUCUGGCCCAAAAUGGACAAUCUGGUAUGAUGCAAAACUCGUUGACGCAUCAGCAAUGGCUGAAGCAAAUGUCGGGAAUAGCCAGCCCCAAUUCAGCAUCAUUCCGACUCCAACAGAGUCAAAGGCAGGCUCUACUCUUACAGCAGCAGCAAUUGCCCUCUGCUCAGUUACACCAAAACUCCAUGUCCUUAACUCAGCAGCAACUAUCACAGAUGAUACAUCAACAGCAGCAACAAUCACAAUUAGGCCAGACUCAGAUGAACAAUUCCCAUCAACAGCAACAGAUGCAGCAACAACCACAACAGCAAAUGCAGCAGCAGCAACAACAACAAAUGGCAAUAAACCAACAGCAGCCAUCUCCAAGGAUGUCGAGUCAUGCAGGACAGAAAUCUGUUAGCUUAACCGGUUCACAACCAGAUGCUACACAAUCGGGUACAACAACACCAGGUGGUAGUUCAAGCCAAGGAACAGAAGCAACAAACCAAUUGCUCGGCAAAAGAAAGAUACAGGAUCUGGUUUCGCAGGUGGAUGUACAUGCUAAAUUGGAUCCUGAUGUUGAAGACCUCCUUUUGGAGGUAGCAGAUGACUUCAUUGAUUCGGUGACUUCUUUUGCAUGUAGCUUGGCUAAGCAUCGUAAAUCGUCCAUAUUGGAGCCUAAGGAUAUAUUACUCCACCUAGAGAAAAACUUGCACUUGACAAUUCCUGGAUUCUCUAGUGAGGAUAAACUCCAAACAAAAAACGUACCAACUGAUCUCCACAAGAAGCGACUUGCAUUGUUGCGUGCUUUACUGGAAUCCUCAAAACCGGAGACGAAUGCAACCAAUUCCAAGGAAACUAUUAGACAAGGGAUGGUAAACCCAAACGGUCCAACCCAUCUCUUAAGGCCAUCACCAAGUUCAGAGCAAUUGGUUUCGCAGACAUCCGGUUCUCACAUAUUACAGCAUAUGACACGCUAUUAAAGGACUUGAAUAUAUAAGCCUGAGCCAGCUCUCGAUUCAUCUUCUUGGUUUCAGGAGUUUACACAUCCAUAUAUCAAAACAUUAAAGAGAGUGAAGGCAGAAGGAGUCAAACUGUAUGUAUUAUAUAUAAGUUAUGAUGAGUCUCAUAGGCAAACGAAUAAUAAGUUUUUUUUUUUCAUAGUCUGACUUUCUAAUUAUUUCGUCUUCUUUUUCCAUCUUUAGUGGGUUUUGUUUCUUAUUUGUAAUUUUAGAUGUCCACUAUUUUAAGCUUGAAAGUUGUAUUCCUUUGACGACUCAACGAGUGAUCCUUUU